This is a messenger RNA of Humulus lupulus (European hop), 1109 nucleotides long. RefSeq names its product nicotianamine synthase-like. Lineage: Eukaryota; Viridiplantae; Streptophyta; Magnoliopsida; Rosales; Cannabaceae. The coding region runs from base 7 to 954 and encodes 315 amino acids. The record is from RefSeq and is a predicted model, not a curated record. The transcript has a single exon. Gene Ontology annotation, biological process: nicotianamine biosynthetic process. Gene Ontology annotation, molecular function: nicotianamine synthase activity.
UUAGUCAUGGAAUAUGAACACGAGUCUUUAGUGGGAAAAGUGAGUGAAAUCUAUGAAAAUAUUUCAAAAUUAGAUAGUCUCAACCCAUCAAAGCAAGUGAAUUUCCUCUUCACUCAACUUGUUCAAGCAUGUAUUCCCCCUUGUCCCAUUGAUAUUGCCAAAUUGUCCAAUAGGGCCAAGGAAAUGAGGUCCAAACUAAUUACCCUUUGUGGGAAAGCUGAGGGUCUUCUAGAGAGUCAUUAUUCUACUCUUAUAGGAUCUUAUGAGAAUCCACUUGACCAUAUUAGUCUUUUCCCUUACUAUUCCAAUUACCUUAAACUCAGCCAAUUAGAGUUCACCAUGCUAAGCCAAAACUGUACUCAAGUCCCUAAUAAAGUGGCCUUUGUGGGCUCUGGUCCCCUUCCUCUCACCUCUAUUGUCUUAGCUUCAUCUCACUUGAAAACUACAGCAUUUCAUAACUAUGACAUUGAUCCAAUGGCAAAUUCCCAAGCCUGUGACUUGGUCUCACCAGAUUCUGACUUGUCCAAAAGAAUGUUCUUCCACACUUCAGAUAUUAUGAAUGUCUCAGAUGUGUUAAAGGAAUAUCAAGUAGUUUUCUUGGCAGCUCUAGUGGGAAUGAACAAGGAGGAUAAAACUAGAGUUAUUGAUCACUUGGCUAAGAACAUGGCACCAGGAGCUAUUCUCCUGCUAAGGAGUGCACAUGGAGCUAGAGUGUUUCUUUAUCCUGUCAUUGAUCCUUGUGAUCUUCAAGAAUUUGAAGUUCUCUCAGUUUUUCAUCCAACAGAUGAUGUUAUCAACUCGAUUAUUGUUGCUCGUAAAAAAUCGAUGCCUAUAAUCCCACUGAAUCAAGGGCUUUUCUCUAGCAUAUUGCCUAGCAAAUGCUCUGAGAUCCAUGGUUUCAAUACUCUAAACCAUGGAAACAUGAUUGAAGAACUUGCCAUUGAUGAGAAGUAAUCCUAAUUCAUUGGCUAGUUUAAGAAGGCCUAAUGCCAAACCUUAUAUAUAAAGCAUAAUAAUUGAGCCAGUAUUAGGCAGCUCAGAGUGCUUUUUUUUUUCUUGUGCUGUUUCAAUACUCAAGAGGAUGUAUUUCCUUGUUACCAUAUGUUAUA